GGCCGCCCCCAUCCCAUGUCGGGUCCCCCGCAGUCUCCCCCGUCCCCUGCCCGGUCUGCUGUGGCCGUCCCUGCCUCCUGCCCGGUCCCUGUCCUGUGCGUCGGGCCCUUCCUAAGGAUUGAAAAAGACAGCAGUGGAGUGAUAUGGACACCGAGCUUCAGCAAGCUGUCUCCAACCGUGAGCGGGCCAGUGGGACCUGGGCCUCCAGACCGAGAAGCCGUGAGCCUGCCCUGCUCACAUCAGCUGAGGAGCUGCGGUGGCUCGGCGAGUUGGAGUUCGUCCUGGAAGCGUCUGCCCGGCGAGGUCAGGGAGGAGGCGUGGAAGAACUUUUUCAUGGGACACUUUGAGAAGGGCCAGCACGCUCUGCUCAAUGAAGGAGAAGAGAAUGAGAUGCAAUCUGUAAAACUCCACCAUCUCGUCGAGUCACAUAAUAGCAUUACGGUCUCUGUAUGUGAGAGAAAAGCUGGAGUUCGAGAGCUGGAAUCACGCGUCCUGGUGCCUGGAGAUGUAUUAAUUUUGACGGGGAACAAAGUGCUAAUGCCGUGUGAUGCCGUUCUGAUUGAAGGCAGCUGUGUGGUGGAUGAAGGCAUGCUGACAGGAGAAAGUAUUCCAGUCACCAAAACUCCGUUACCCAAGAUGGAUAGCUCUCUGCCCUGGAAAACACAGAGUGAAGCGGAUUACAAACGGCAUGUCCUCUUCUGUGGAACAGAGGUUAUCCAGGCCAAGGCAGCUCGCUCUGGGACCGUGAGAGCCGUGGUACUGCAGACUGGAUUCAACACGGCAAAGGGAGACCUUGUGAGAUCCAUUCUCUACCCCAAGCCAAUGAAUUUUAAGUUGUACAGGGAUACCAUCAGGUUCCUCCUAUGCCUUGUAGGAACAGCCACCAUUGGGAUGAUCUAUACUCUGUGUGUCUAUGUGCUUAGCGGGGAACCUCCAGAGGAGGUGGUGAGGAAAGCCCUUGACGUCAUCACAAUUGCGGUUCCUCCUGCUCUACCUGCUGCUCUGACCACAGGCAUUAUUUAUGCCCAGAGGAGGCUGAAGAAGAGAGGCAUCUUCUGCAUUAGCCCCCAGAGGAUCAAUGUAUGUGGACAGUUAAACCUCGUCUGCUUUGACAAGACAGGCACCUUAACAACAGAUGGCUUGGACCUCUGGGGAGUCGUGUCCUGUGAUAGGAAUGGCUUUCAGGAAGUUCACAGCUUUGCCUCGGGCCAGGCUUUGCCAUGGGGCCCACUGUGUGCGGCGAUGGCCAGCUGCCACUCUCUGAUCCUUCUUGAUGGGACCAUCCAGGGAGACCCUCUGGACCUCAAAAUGUUUGAAGCCAUCACCUGGGAAAUGGCUUUUUCUGGGGACGAUUUCCACAUCAAGGGAGUGCCGGCACAUGCCAUGGUAGUUCAGCCCUGCAGAACAGCCAGCCAGGUCCCAGUGGAAGGAAUCGCCAUCCUGCAUCAGUUCCCAUUCUCAUCGGCACUGCAGAGAAUGACAGUCAUUGUCCAAGAGAUGGGAGGUGACCGACUGGCAUUCAUGAAAGGUGCACCAGAGAGGGUGGCCAGCUUUUGCCAACCAAAGACAGUUUCCUAUUUUGGUGCAUGGGAGACGGUAGAAUCAGACCUGAUAUUUCUGGGGCUGCUGAUCUUGGAGAACCAAUUGAAGGAAGAGACAAAACCUGUCUUGGAAGAGCUCAUCUCAACCCGGAUAAGGACUGUGAUGAUCACAGGUGACAAUCUUCAGACUGCAAUAACAGUGGCCAGAAAAUCUGGAAUGGUUUCUGAAAGCCAGAAAGUCAUUCUCAUUGAGGCAAAUGAAACCACCGGGUCCUCAUCAGCGUCUAUAUCUUGGACAUUAGUAGAAGAGAAGAAACACGUUACGUAUGGGAAUCAGGACAAUUACAUUAACAUCAGGGAUGAAGUCUCUGAUAAUGGCCGAGAAGGAAGUUACCAUUUGGCCCUAACUGGAAAAUCCUUUCAUGUUAUAAGUCAGCAUUUCAGCAGCCUACUGCCAAAGAUACUGAUCAAUGGGACCAUCUUUGCAAGAAUGUCUCCUGGGCAGAAGGCCAGUCUGGUGGAAGAAUUUCAGAAACUGGAUUACUUUGUAGGUAUGUGUGGUGAUGGAGCCAAUGACUGUGGGGCUCUGAAAAUGGCUCAUGUGGGCAUCUCAUUAUCAGAGCAGGAGGCAUCCGUGGCCUCACCUUUCACUUCCAAAACUCCAAACAUUGAGUGCGUUCCUCACCUUAUCAGGGUUGAUAAAGACAGCAGUGGAGUGAUAUGGACACCGACCUUAGCAAGCUGUCUCCAACCGUGAGUGGGCCAGUGGGACAUGGGCCUCCAGACCGAGAAGCCGCGAGCCUGCCCUGCUCACAUGCUUGUAUUCUAGGUGAAACCGCACUGAGAAGGUAUUUGUGGCCCGUUCGCUGAUUCAUUGAUUAGACUUCUUUGCACAGGAGAGCUGCUAAAAAUUACUGCAGUGAACAGGUAUGAAGAAGAAGGCUGUUCUCUGCCCUUCUUUUUGCAAUAAAAUGUUACAAACUAUCUUGAGUUUGAUCCCUUUUUGGGUGUUUAGGUUUUUUUUUUAACAUUCACAUGUUUCUUGGAAUUAUAAGAAAUUAACUUUGUGCUUCUGAAGUGGGUUUGCCUUAAUAUAACACUGGUGUAUUUGUAAGGGGCAUUUUUAAAGCUGUACUUUAAAAAGUAAUUCUUACAUUCGUUUGAAGGUUUUUUGUUUGUUUGUUUGUUUGUUUUUGAGAUGGAGGCUCUGUCACCGAGGCUGGAGUGCAAUGGCAUUGAUCUUGGCUCACUGCAACCUCUGCAUCUGGAGUUCAAGCGAUUCUCCUGCCUCAGCCUCCUGAGUAGCUGGGACUACAGGCACCUGCCACCAUGCACAGCUAAUUUUUUGUAUUUUUAGUGGAGACGGGGUUUCACCGUGUUAGCCAGGAUGGUCUCGAUCUCCUGACCUCGUGAUCUGCCCGUGUCAGCCUCCCAAAGUGCUGGGAUUACAGGUGUGAGCCAAGGGGCCAACAUGGUGAAACCCUAUCUCUACUAAAAAUACAAAAUUAGCCGGGAAUGGUGGUGUGCGCCUGUAAUCCCAGCUACUCGGGAGGCUGAGGCAUGAGAAUCACUUGAUCCCGGGAGGCAGAGGUUGCAGUGAGCUGAGAUAGUGCCACUGCACUCCUGCCUGGGGGACAGUGAGGUUCCAUCUCAAAAAAAAAAUAUAGAAUAGAAUAACUUUUGUUUAGGUGUUACAAAAUCCAGGCCAGACAAAUCUAAACUUUAAUCUCACACCCAGUUCCUAGAUUAGUCCCUUCUCCAGCUCAGGUUCGGCCUAAGCCUCAGGGUUCCUUACUUGGUGGGCACCACCUGCUCCCUUCCCCACCUUUGUUCCUCUUUUUCCUCUGCUGGCUUCUCCAGGGUUGGGUGUGUUCAGUGGCGGAAACAGGCUAAAGGUCUUUGGCUUUUAGGUUCUGUUGAUGGGUGAGUUCCAGAUACUAGCUUUCUCUUGUAGGAUAUUUCAUUUAUUUAUCAAAAAUAUUAGAACACACCAUUCAUGUGCCAGACCCUGUUCCAGGCACUGGGGCUAGGGUGAUAAAUGAGAUCAACAAAAAUACCUGCCCACAUUAAGCUCCUGUUCUAGGGAAGACAAAAAAAGAAAGAAAAUACACGUGUCCUUAGUACAUUAGAAGUUUCCAAGUAGUGUAGAGAAAAAUAAAGUAGGUUGGACUCGGUGGCUCACACCUGUAAUCCCAGCACUUUGGGAGACUGAGGUGGGAGGAUUACUUGAGCUCAGGAAUUUGAGACCAGCCUGGGCAACAUGACAAAUCCUGUCUCUACAAAAAAAAAAAAAAAUUAGCUGGGUAUGGUGGCAUGCACCUGUAGUCCCAACCACUGGGGAGGCUGAGGAGGGAGAAUUGCUUCAGCCCUGGAGGUGAAGGUUGCAGUAAGCCGAGAUCGUGCCAUUGCACUCCAGCCUGGGUGACAGAGCCAGAGCCUGUCUCAAAAAAAAACAAAAGGAAAGAAAGAAAAUGAAAAAACAAA
Messenger RNA from Symphalangus syndactylus (siamang), 4025 nucleotides. RefSeq names its product probable cation-transporting ATPase 13A4. Gene Ontology annotation, cellular component: late endosome membrane; endoplasmic reticulum membrane. The record is from RefSeq and is a predicted model, not a curated record. Gene Ontology annotation, molecular function: polyamine transmembrane transporter activity; ATPase-coupled monoatomic cation transmembrane transporter activity; ATP binding. Gene Ontology annotation, biological process: intracellular calcium ion homeostasis; polyamine transmembrane transport. Lineage: Eukaryota; Metazoa; Chordata; Mammalia; Primates; Hylobatidae.